GAGACUCAAAAGUGUCCGUGGAAAGAGGAUUCACCGACUUUUAACGACGAAAUAUGACGUGGCACCGCCUUUAACGCUCACGGGGCUUUUAUUUAUGUCGGGUUUUUUUAGCUGUUACUCGUUUAUAACUUGUUAAAAUCGUCAUUUUCCACCCGGAACACCUGGAUUUCUUUCUAUAGGGAUGGAUUCCCCACAGCUCACUGAAGAUGAAAUGGCAGAGAUUAAAAAAGACGUGCUGACCAGACUGCGGCACUACCUCUGCGACAAGAUCAGAGCCGAUCGCCACCUGGACUACCUGCGCUCCCAAAGGAUCCUGACGCGAGACGACGCAGAGGAAAUCAGCUGCAGGACCACGCAGACCAAGAGGACCGCGACGAUGCUGGACAUCCUGGCCGAGAACCCCCGCGGUCUGGACGCCUUGAUCGACUCCAUCCGAGAGAUGCGCUCGCAGAACUUCAUCAUCGCCAGGAUCACGGAUGAAGUGCAGAAGGCUAAAAACGAGAAGAUCGAGUCUCUCAGAGCCUCGGGGACCUCCUCGUUCUUCAGCUCCCCGAGCACAACCAGCGACCUCCCCAGCACGUUUUCAAACAACUCCACGCUGCUCUUCCACCCAGACGGAGAACAAAGCCCCUCCACCUCCGACGUCGCGGGCUUGCUCAACGUGCCGUCGCUACAGAAAUACGACCAACCUCCGUCUGCGGUCGGCGCCAGCGUCGGGGUCGCCUCCUCCAGCCUCCCGAAGCCGGGAGACCCGGGAGCUCCCCCGCUGCCGGACGAGAUCCUGUUGGAAUCUCCCUCCAACAUGGACGCCACGACGCCAGGGUGCAGCAGCAGCGGAGGGGACUCAAAUUUCCACCCGCUGCGGUCGCGUUCGCUCACUCCGACGUCACACAGGAGCAUCUUCUGAGUCCUCAGGACGGCCCAUUUACAGGAACACACGGA
Nematolebias whitei (Rio pearlfish) is the source of this 942-nucleotide messenger RNA. RefSeq names its product BCL10 immune signaling adaptor (gene bcl10). Gene Ontology annotation, molecular function: NF-kappaB binding; transcription coactivator activity; protein kinase B binding. Gene Ontology annotation, cellular component: cytosol; CBM complex. Gene Ontology annotation, biological process: canonical NF-kappaB signal transduction; apoptotic process; adaptive immune response. The coding region runs from base 182 to 907 and encodes 241 amino acids. Lineage: Eukaryota; Metazoa; Chordata; Actinopteri; Cyprinodontiformes; Rivulidae. The record is from RefSeq and is a predicted model, not a curated record. The transcript is spliced from 3 exons.